UCACAUCCUCACUACUGAAUACAUCCGUCAAAAACAACUCAACAAAUAGUAUGUGUUUUAGUAUUAAAUUAAUAUUUUCUGGUUAAAAGUGGCUCAAAAUCUAGGCUUUCUAUCAAUUAUAUAACAGUAAGUGAAUUCACAAAUUAUAUAGAGUUAGUACAAAAUGCAAGCCAUUAAAUGUGUGGUAGUCGGCGACGGAGAUGUGGGUAAAACAUGUCUAUUGGUAUUCAAAAACGUACAAUAUACAACAAAUGACUUUCCCGGCGUAUACAUACCAAAAGUAUUCGAUAAUUAUUUGGAUAAUGUUAUGGUUGACGGAAAGCCUAUAAAUCUGGACCUUUGGGAUACGUGUGGUCACGAGGAUCACGAUCGAUUGCGACCACUUUCCUAUCCACAAACGGAUGUGUUUCUAAUCUGUUUUUCUCUCGUAAAUCGGGCCUCAUUUGAAAACGUCAGGUCAAAGUGGUACCCAGAGGUGCGCCAUCACUGCCCGCAGACACCCAUCGUAUUAGUGGGCACUAAACUGGAUCUGAGAGACAAACUAAAUGACCCACAGCUGAGUGCCGUGUCGUACGCGCAGGGAUUGGCAAUGGUUAAAAGUAUCGGUGCCGCUAAAUACCAGGAGUAUUCGUCUCUCACCCGAGAGGGCCUUAACAGUGUGUUCGAUGAGGCCAUCCGUGCCGUCCUCUGCCCCAAGACUAGGCCCGUGUGGCGACACAAAUGCUCUCUUAUUUGAGUGACACAAUAUUGUUAGUUUUAAUUGUAUAUUGUAAGUUUUCGACCAUUAUUGCCAAUUAUUUCUCUAACCAUUGGCUAAAUUAAAUUUACCCACAAUUAGUAUUGUUGUAAACCAUA
Molecule: messenger RNA, 855 nt
Organism: Medioppia subpectinata
Lineage: Eukaryota; Metazoa; Arthropoda; Arachnida; Sarcoptiformes; Oppiidae
Source: the annotation of a GenBank genome assembly